This is a messenger RNA of Aspergillus oryzae RIB40, 1245 nucleotides long. It is a transcript of the gene rpt3, whose product is annotated as proteasome regulatory particle base subunit RPT3. Gene Ontology annotation, molecular function: ATP binding; ATP hydrolysis activity; proteasome-activating activity. Lineage: Eukaryota; Fungi; Ascomycota; Eurotiomycetes; Eurotiales; Aspergillaceae. The coding region runs from base 1 to 1245 and encodes 414 amino acids. Gene Ontology annotation, biological process: proteasome-mediated ubiquitin-dependent protein catabolic process. The record is from RefSeq and is a predicted model, not a curated record. The transcript has 5 exons. Gene Ontology annotation, cellular component: proteasome regulatory particle, base subcomplex.
AUGGGAGACGUCGCCGUGGAGAAUCCGGCGAACAACGUCACGCCUCAUACCAAGCCGGCACCAUUGGACACCAUCCCCAACAUAGACUCAAUCGAAGGCACAGGGACUGAUGGAGGCGACGAAUAUGCUACUUUGAAGAAACUCCAGAGACAUUUAGAGUAUGUUGGAAACGGAAAGAGCCUGAAAAGAGAACUUGUUCGUGCACAGGAAGAAAUUAAGCGGAUACAAAGUGUUCCCUUGGUUAUAGGCCAGUUCAUGGAGGCGAUUGACCAGAAUACCGGAAUCGUGCAAUCGUCAACCGGCUCGAAUUAUGUCGUCCGGAUUCUAUCCACGCUCGACCGCGAGAAGCUCAAACCAUCGUCCUCGGUCGCUCUCCAUCGCCACUCCAACGCCCUUGUCGAUAUCCUACCUCCAGAGGCCGACUCCUCCAUCGCUAUGUUAGGCGAAAAUGAGAAACCAGACGUCACGUAUGCCGAUGUUGGUGGACUUGAUAUGCAGAAGCAGGAAAUCCGCGAGGCAGUGGAAUUGCCAUUGACGCACUUCGACCUGUACAGGCAAAUCGGUAUCGAUCCUCCUCGUGGUGUCCUGCUAUACGGCCCUCCCGGAACAGGUAAGACUAUGCUGGUCAAGGCGGUGGCGAAUAGCACAACUGCCAGCUUCAUCCGAGUAAACGGCUCCGAGUUUGUCCAGAAGUACUUGGGUGAAGGUCCUCGCAUGGUCCGUGAUGUGUUCAGGAUGGCCCGGGAGAAUGCCCCCGCUAUUAUCUUCAUCGACGAAAUCGACGCCAUUGCCACAAAGCGUUUCGACGCCCAAACUGGUGCCGAUCGUGAGGUUCAACGUAUUCUUCUGGAACUCCUCAACCAGAUGGAUGGUUUUGAGCAAUCGAGCAAUGUUAAGGUCAUUAUGGCUACUAACCGGGCCGAUACUUUGGAUCCUGCUCUGCUGCGUCCAGGUCGUCUGGACCGAAAGAUCGAGUUCCCCUCUCUUCGUGAUCGGCGAGAGCGUCGGUUGAUUUUCACCACCAUCGCAUCUAAGAUGUCCUUGUCCCCUGAGGUCGACCUUGACUCGCUGAUUGUGCGUAAUGAACCCUUGUCUGGUGCUGUCAUUGCCGCCAUCAUGCAGGAGGCUGGUCUACGAGCCGUGCGGAAGAACCGGUACAACAUUAUCCAAUCUGACCUUGAGGAUGCUUACGCUGCCCAAGUGAAGACUGGACAAGAAGCGGACAGGCUUGAGUUCUACCGGUAA